GUUUGCGUUCGGGUUCGUGGGUUCCAUCUGGUUUUGCGGCGGAAAGGGUUUUUUCGGCGCUUGGAGGCUUCAAAGUAGCACAAAACGACGGUGCUUACACGCCUCCUCCAGGGUUACGCCUGAUUCCCUGCUACCUUUCGUUCACCCCCUCCUCUCUCAAGUAGUAGUAAGGCCAGGAGCCCCUAGUAGCGUCCUUGCUCCUAGUAGCGAUGCCAGGAGCUACUAGUAGCGUCCUUGUGUAUAUAUAUAUAUAUUCUUUUUUCAGGAGCACGAAUGUUUGGUGACACUUUUUCCCAGAAUCUGACGAUUUGACAUCUCCUUCUCAAUGGAAUUAUUGCGGAAGACUUUCCACCCCGAACUAAUCUAAUUUGUAAUUUGCGUAGUAUAAACUUUCUUCAGGGUGGAACUCCUCUGCCAAAAUUUCACUGUGAUCCUGUGUAGGAUUAAAGGGCAAAGGGUUGCAGGUCAUGUAUUCACACGCUGGCUACCAACUGUUGUCCUGUCUGUGUAUAUACAAAUACAACCACGAGUAACUGACACACUGACGCAUUUGAGGCCACUACAUUGGGCUUGUGCGAUGUCGGCCUUUAAGCAAUUUGGGUGGCCAGAGCGGCCACUGGUGUGCUUACAUGGGCACGCGCUCGCUGAGAAGGCUGGGUUGCGGAUUGCGGAGGACUUGAAGUUGCCGAUUAGCCAUGAGGAGACGCUCUUCAGCACGCCGGAAGACGUGGAUGCGCUCAUGACCUUAUUCAGCAGUUAUCCGUAUCCCAAGAACAAGGUCUUCAUCCGACGUGGUCAUGGGUUCCUGAUUCUUGCAGACACUGUUGACUCUGCAACGCAGGACCCCGAAUCAAGACGAAUCGAGCACUGUUGCUUUGUCCCUCACCCAACAGCGGAAGGCAGUCUCUUUUUUGGAUCAUCAGAAGCUACAAAACAUUAAGGAAUGAUACAAAGAAGACAACAAAGGGAAAGGGCUCCAUCAAUAGGGCCCCUGCGAACUUACCCAGCCAGAGGCUACACUUUAAACUUUUCACUGUGGUACCCUUUGAUUUCCAAGGUGUGAAACACAUGCGUUAAGUUCCUCACCUCACAACAAUC
Molecule: messenger RNA, 1098 nt
Organism: Durusdinium trenchii
Lineage: Eukaryota; Dinophyceae; Suessiales; Symbiodiniaceae
Source: the annotation of a GenBank genome assembly